Messenger RNA from Armigeres subalbatus, 2058 nucleotides. RefSeq lists its product as uncharacterized. The transcript is spliced from 4 exons. The record is from RefSeq and is a predicted model, not a curated record. NCBI's taxonomy places the organism in Eukaryota, Metazoa, Arthropoda, Insecta, Diptera, Culicidae. Bases 198 to 2051 code for a protein of 617 amino acids.
UUGAAAAUAUGAAAAUAAAUAAAUAAAAUAAUCACCAGAAUAGUAUUGAAAAAUACUCGGAAAAAUCUAGUUUUUGUUAAAAUCAGUGCUAGCUUCUUCAUAUUUAUUGCAGGAAGAAAAAUUCGGAAAAAUUGCGCAGCGCGACGUGGAGAGUAUACGAUAUAGUGAAGUAGAAGUGCGAAGUACAGGAAAGGUAAAUGGAAUAUUUUGGUGAUAACUAUUACCUAGUGGAUGGAAAAUUUUGGGAGGCGUUUGAGUUCUUUUAUAAACUGAAGUUACCCGUGUACCUAAAAAAUGUGUUGUCGGUCAAUGGGUACGGUUGUAUUUCAACAUUUUGCAAAAUCACCGGCAGUUGUUUUGAAGCUAUCGAGGAAACGAUACGUUCAUUUCAUCAGUGUGAACAAAAAGGCACCGUGGACACAUUGCACUUAUAUCGCGACGCUCCUGCACUUUUCAAGAUUGUUCCAGGUCAUCGUGAGCUGCUUCUUGAGUAUUCUGUGAAACUAGCUUCUCAGCAAAAUGAAUUCAAUGAGGUGCUUGCAUCUAGACUUUCAAUGGAGAUUUCGCCCCAACCACAACUGAUGUCUGCAUCGUCAACCGUAAACUCUCGGGAAUAUCAAAACCCAAGUAGUCACAUGAGAAUAAUAAAUCAACUUAUUACUACAAAGCUCGAAGUACCGAAAAACGUUCAUCUCAACAUAAGAAUUGUGGACGACAACUCAGCCAAGAUAUCCUGUUUCCAAUGUGAGCAAGAGGUCGAUAUAAAAACAAAGAUUUUAUCAGCAACAAAUCGUCAUUGGAUGAUCGGGAAGUACAUCAAGCACAUCGAAAUGCAUUCAAAACUGGACCAACCACCCCAGGGCUCAUCUCAAGAUAGAUCUUUGCCGGAAGACAGUGAUUCGGAAAACGAAAUCGAAUUAUCAGACGAGAUGGAUCGUAGAGUGCUAGAGCUGAAGUACAGACAAAAAACUUUGAGAUCUUCAAGUAACUUCUCAAUGACUCGAUCACUAAAAAGGAACAUAAAAAUGACCACAGAAGUAGCUCACGACGUUAAACAGCGAAAAAUAACAAGAUAUUUCUCUUCGGCUACGACCAAGCAAUCAGAAGAUGUUAAAUAUUCGCCAAGAGACUCAAUCCAAGACGAUAAUAAGCUUUUCUUGGGGCUUCUGGAAAAGUUACCUCUAACCAACAUGAUGAAAACCAUGAUAAGAGAGACGAUCACCAAUGGUUACAAGAAUAUAAUCACAGCAAAAUCGGAAGCGAAAGGUGCUCGCUAUACCACUGAAUCGAAAAAUAUAGGUGCAUAUUUUUACCUUAUGGGAGGAAAGAAAGAUUAUGAAGAGUUGGUAGUGAAUCUUGGUCUACCCUCGCUAAGCACAAUUUUGAGGCAUAUCCGCAAAUCCUGCAAUAAAAUUGUUGAGGGUCAACUACGAAUUGGAAAGCUCUUAGAGUUUCUAGAAGCGAGGAACCUUCCGAAAAUAGUAUUUAUUUCCGAAGAUGGAACGAAGAUUUCCCCAAGAGUUCGAUACGACAUAGCAUCAGACCAAAUCGCCGGGUUGUGUCCGAGACUUGAUUCUAAUGGUAUUCCGGAAAUUGGAUCAUUUCCAGCUAAAACACCGGAGCUCAUCAAGAAUCAUAUGGAAAUGAAUCCAAAAAGUACGAUGGUGUAUGUGGUAUUAGCGACACCUAUGACAACGAAAACGCUAUCGUUCAACCUUCUGAGCUUUGGAACCAACAAUAAAUUUAGUAUUGAUGAGGUCUUACUGAGAUGGGGCAUCAUGGAAAAGGAAAUGGAAAAGAAGGGGAUAACCAUAAUUGGAUAUGGAGCAGAUGGGGAUUCACGAUUGAUCGGAAGCAUGAAAAUACGAAUGGGAUUACCUCGGACUAUAGAACUGUUCGAAAUUCCUUCGAACUGGGAUAGCUGGUAUGCAGCUAAAGGACAGACGGGAGUUGUCUAUGUGCAAGAUUCUACGCAUAUAGUCAAUAAACUUAAAAAUUGCUUGUUAUCCUACACCAGAAAUCUUCAAAUCGGUAAGUUAAUAAUCUGUUGAAGUAUUG